GUAACCACCGUGUGGUAGCGGCUGGUAGUGCGCGAGCGCGGCCGAUCGCCGCGCGGCCUCUCGUGUGGCGGCCAGGCUGCUGCUGGUGGGGGUGAGAAACGUGCUCGUCACCCUCGAGGAGCGCCUGGAGAGACUCAGUAAGCGCCGCGAGUUCGCCGUGGCCGGAAACCCGUCGUGGCGUUUCCUUUCGACGAGCGUUUCGUCGCUUUCCACCCCCUGACGCGCCACUUUUCGACUCUGUCCGACUCCUCCAGCCGGAAUAUACUGUUCGAGUCGCCGCGAUACAUUGAGAAUUGACUGCCAUUUGCAACAAGGUUGAACGCCGAGAGAGUCGAGUCCCCCGAGUCCAUUCGUGUAAAGAAAUUUUCAACAAAGCCUUCGAGGAUUCCUCGGCGAUACACGUAAGAGGAUUUCGUUUCGGAUGGUGCGUAAAAGGAGAAGCAGCGGUGGCCAGGCUGACUGCUUUGUCGUUUGAGAUUGUCGGAAUUCGACACACGGUAAAAGCAAUUACGUUAAGAGGUGCACGGAGUCGGGGGCACACCGUGUCUCCAGAGAGGAUUCGGUUUCUCAUCCCUCGCUGUUUGCGGCGGGCUUGCAAAGGAUCGUGGGACAGCUUCUGGCUAGCUGACGUCAUCAAGAACAAACAACCAGAUCGAAGAUCCCCGCAGGAAGGGAGAUAUUAUAUAUCCGGGCUCUGAAAUACGAGGGACAAAGAGUCGUCUGGAAGUCGCCGUCCCGCAGAGGGGAAGAUCGGAAAAGACACACUGCGAUCCCUCUCAGGGAAACACGGACCUCUGGACGGACAGAAACGAGACGAAUCUCGAACCAGUGAAAUCUGGAUCCCUAUCAGUUCUUCGUUCGAUUCGAUCGCCAUUCGUAUUCGCCCAAAGUUUUCUUAAUUAAUCGUGAUUUUCAUUUCGAUCGUCAACUCGAUCGUCACUCGUUUCACAGCCGAGAUAUCCGCCUGAUCGUCGACACUCUUCUUUUUAUUUUAUUCGGAGAAAAUAGCACCGGUGAAUAAACUCCCACCGGAGUUCUCGUCCAAGAUGGUAACAAGUGUCAGGAUCGCGAUGAACAUUCGCCUGUCCCUGGUCGACUGAUCGCCAGAGACAGUUCGAGAAAGGGGCUUUCCCCACCGGCUAGAUUGAAAAACAAUGUCCGACAACAGCAAGUGAGGAUUCCUUUUUUGCGUGUCCCCCCUUUUUUCCGGUGAUCUCUAUUCGACGGGCGAAGAUGGGCCUGCUGCGACACUUGCUGCUCUGCCUGCUGGGCGUCAUCGUCAUAGUCAACGAAUCCGAGGCCAGUUGGGACGAAUGGUGGACCUACGAUGGAAUUUCUGGACCUUCGUUUUGGGGUCUUAUAAAUCCCCAGUGGUCUCUGUGCAGCAAAGGAAGGAGACAGAGCCCUAUCAACAUCGAGCCUGACAAGCUUCUCUUCGACCGCCACUUGAGACCGGUGGUGGUCGACAAACACAAGGUAAUUUAUCCAGUGUUCCUCAACGUCUGUUUCUUUUUCCUCCUCUCUUCUUUCUAUUCCUCGUCGCGGCACUUUAACUUUCGAAAGGAAGUGAAAAAGCCGACGCAGCAGCAAAAGAAGCCACAGUUCCCUCACUUAUUAAUAAUCGCGAUCAUCUUCCAAUCCGCUGCGACGACCAAAUAA
Messenger RNA from Frieseomelitta varia, 1659 nucleotides. It is a transcript of the gene CARPA, whose product is annotated as putative carbonic anhydrase-like protein 1. The coding region runs from base 1234 to 1659 and encodes 141 amino acids. The transcript is spliced from 4 exons. The record is from RefSeq and is a predicted model, not a curated record. NCBI's taxonomy places the organism in Eukaryota, Metazoa, Arthropoda, Insecta, Hymenoptera, Apidae.